AUGAAAUUAAGAGUCGCAUGUAUUCAAUUUAAUCCUUUGAAAGGGGAGAUUGAACGUAACAAAAUUAAGAUUCGUCAACUAAUUGACCUGAUCAAUAAACCUUUUGAUUUGGUUGUUUUACCUGAAUUGAGUAUUACUGGGUACAAUUUUAAUAGUGAGAAUGCAAUUUCUCCUUAUUUAGAUACCGUUAAUAAUCCCAUUGCUAGUAACUUCGGUAAGGAAUUACUGAAAAAAUAUCAAUGUUUUACCGUUAUCGGAUUAGCUGAAAAGAUAGAGGAUAAAAUCUAUAAUUCAUGUAAGUUAAUCAAUCCUGUUGGAGAAAUCUUAUAUAAUUAUCAUAAAACAUUUCUUUAUGAAACUGAUGAAGUAUGGGGAGCAAGCGAGAAUCCUGAUAAAUCAUUUCGUAGUGUGGAUGUGAUACUAAAUAAGGAUUAUUAUUUGAAAAAUGAUACCACAAAGGAUUAUCCUACCACUAGGGUAAAUUUUGGUAUCUGUAUGGAUUUGAAUCCAUAUAAAUUUGAGGCACCGUUCAAUAAAUUCGAAUUUUCUUCUGGUUGUUAUUACAAUAGAUCCGAUUUAAUAAUAUGUCCUAUGGCAUGGUUGUCACCAUAUUCACCUUCAAUAACCAAAACCACUACCGAGGAGAAAGAAAAAGCCUCUAGAGAAUUCCAACAUUUUGACCAUGCUCCCAUUAAUAAUUUCAACAAGGCUGAUAAUAUUAAAUUAGAGGAAUUGGGGAAAUUUGAUGCUACUAGACCAGAUUUUUCUACAAUCAACUAUCACAUCUUACGAUUUUUCCCCUUCAUGAAUCAUAAAUAUAAUGAGCUACCUAAGUAUGGGCCUGUUAAUGUUAUAACAUGUAAUAGAACAGGUAUUGAAACUGAUGUGGUUUAUGGAGGAAGUUCAUCCAUAUUUACUUUUAAUGAUAUUCCAGGUAAUGAAGAGAUUAACUACCUUAACCCAAGUGUGGACUUAAAAGGAUAUUUAACUCAAGGCACUGAAGGUGUUCUAUAUAGGGAAUUAGAUAUCUAA
This is a messenger RNA of Yamadazyma jaroonii, 1032 nucleotides long. Lineage: Eukaryota; Fungi; Ascomycota; Pichiomycetes; Serinales; Debaryomycetaceae. The record is from the annotation of a GenBank genome assembly.